AUGGCAGCCAGUAAAGCUGGGGCGGUUUUGGCCAAAAUACUUGGUAUCGAUCUCGAGGCCAGCAAUCGUCAUCAGACACCGGAGCUACAUGAGCAUAUCGCCAAGACUAUUUCACCUUACAAGCCCUACUACGAGGAGGACCCGACAGUAAAGGAAUGGUUAUUAGAACACGUCCCGACAAAGAACGGAUCGGCUCGCUAUCUCAAGAGCCUAUUUCCAUUUACAACAUGGAUCUUCAGAUACAAUGCUCGCUGGCUUAUCUCUGAUGCCAUCGCAGGUGUCACACUCGGACUCGUAGUCAUCCCCCAAGCCAUGGCAUAUGCCCUCCUGGCACGCCUCAGCCCCGAAUAUGGUCUCUACACAUCCUUCACUGGCGCAGCUCUCUACUGGAUUUUCGGCACAUCGAAAGACAUUGCGAUAGGCGCAACAGCAGUGGUCUCCCUCCUCGUUGGCAAAAUCAGCGCCAAAGUCCUUGAAGAACAUCCGGGCGAAUUUCAACCCGAAGAAAUCUCCAAAACCCUUGCCUUCUUAGCGGGCGCCAUCCUCCUUGCCUUCGGCCUGCUCCGCCUCGAUUGGAUCAUCGAGUUUAUCCCUCAUGUCGCCAUCUCUGCCUUUGUCACCGCUGCCGCAAUCACCAUCACCCUCAGCCAGGUGCCAUCCCUUCUUGGUAUCGACGGCGUCAACUCCAAGGGCGCUGCGUACCGUGUCUUCAUCGAUACCGCCAAGGGUCUGCCCCGAGUGAAGCUUGACGCCGCUAUCGGCCUGACGGCGUUGGUAUCGUUAGCCGCAAUCAAGUGGUACUGCGAACGUAUGGCAAAAGCACGGCCAAAGCACAAGCGCAUGUGGGAGAUGCUCUGCUCACUGCGCAUGACCUUUACAGUUGUGCUUUACACACUUAUAAGCUUUUUGGUGAACCGGGGCUUGGCGGGCGAAGACCACAAGUUUCGCAUCACUGGGACGCUCCCUCGGGGCUUCACCCACGCUGGCCCACCCAGCUUGAAUCCAAAGUUGAUCUCAGCUCUGCUGCCGGAUCUCCCAGCCACAGUCAUUAUCCUCGUGAUCGAGCAUAUUGCAAUCGGGAAAUCAUUUGGCCGCAUCAACAACUACACCGUCCAGCCGUCGCAGGAACUCAUUUCAAUCGGCUGCACCAACCUCUUUGGCCCCUUUCUCGGCGCAUACUCCUCAACCGGCUCCUUUGGCGGCACCGCGAUCCUCUCCAAGGCCGGGGUGAGGACGCCCCUGGCUGGUGUCUUCAACGGCGCAAUCCUGCUUCUCGCCUUGUACGCCCUGACCUCAGUGCUCUACUUCAUUCCCAUGGCCAGCCUAGCCGCACUUAUCAUCCACGCCGUGAUCAACCUCAUCACCUCGCCCGACCACAUUUUCAAGUCAUGGCUCAUGUCACCACCCGAUGUCUUCAUCUACUUUACUGGUGUGUUUGUAUCGAUCUUUACCAGCAUCGAAGACGGAAUCUAUGUUACCGUUGCCCUCUCAGCAGCUUUACUUCUGCUGCGACUUGCGCGAUCUAAAGGCCGAUUCCUGGGCCAGGUGCGUGUCUACCGUCAUCAGAAUCAUGCCGCCUCCGCCGAUCAGAAAGACUCAGAUCAUCAUUCCGUCAGCAGCUCGAACACCCUUUCGCAUAACAGGACCUCGUCUUCGAUUCGUCCCCCAGCACACGAUGUCUUUCUCCCAAUUGACCGCAGAGAUGGCACCAACCCAGCUGUGCAUGUCGAUGAGCUGUAUCCAGGUGUUUUUAUCUACCGAUUCACCGAGGGCUUCAACUACCUCAACCAAGCGCAGUAUGUAGACCGGCUGAUCGAGCACGUUACCCAAUCAACCAGACGUACCACCACGCCUCACUACGAUCACCCUGGGGAUCGCCCUUGGAACGAAGCUCUUCCGCCGGCGUCCGUCGAAACCGAUACAGAGUCUCCCGCAACGUCCAAACCAUUGCUCCGAGCCAUCGUUCUUGACUGUUCCGCCGUUAAUAAUAUGGACUCGGGGGCAGUCGAGGGUCUUAUUGACCUCCGUAACCAACUUGAUCGGUGGGCGGUGCCUGAACUGGUUGAGUGGCAUCUCGCAGGCCUACACAACCGAUGGACCCGCCGCGCUCUAUCGGUCUCUGGCUUCGGCUCUCCGGCUGUGGGUCACGUAAAGAGGUGGGAGCCGGUGUUCAGUCUGGCCGACCUAGCAGGCAGGCCACCUAUGCUUUGUGACCGACGGGUCUCCACAGCUGGGAUGAAGACGGCAUGCGUAGCCAGCGACUCUGAGGAUCUUUCAUCCUCAGCACUGGAGGAAUGCAACUUUGGUUCCAAGGAAAGUGGGACCAGGCACUUUGCCGCCGUCAGUGGGAUCAAUAGACCGUUUUUCCAUCUUGAUCUCUCCUUGGCCGUCGAGGAUGCGGUGAAAAACGCGAUGAACAAGGAUCAUCAGCCAGGAGUUUGA
This is a messenger RNA of Colletotrichum spaethianum, 2442 nucleotides long. RefSeq names its product sulfate permease 2. The record is from RefSeq and is a predicted model, not a curated record. Gene Ontology annotation, cellular component: membrane. Gene Ontology annotation, biological process: transmembrane transport. Bases 1 to 2442 code for a protein of 813 amino acids. Gene Ontology annotation, molecular function: secondary active sulfate transmembrane transporter activity. The transcript is spliced from 3 exons. NCBI's taxonomy places the organism in Eukaryota, Fungi, Ascomycota, Sordariomycetes, Glomerellales, Glomerellaceae.